This is a messenger RNA of Linum tenue, 2589 nucleotides long. The record is from the annotation of a GenBank genome assembly. NCBI's taxonomy places the organism in Eukaryota, Viridiplantae, Streptophyta, Magnoliopsida, Malpighiales, Linaceae.
GUCCAAUAUGGCAGAUAAAUCAAAGCCCAGACAAAAAAUAAUAUGACACGAGGCUGCUUUCGCUGUUUCAGUGAGAGACAGAGUCAAGUGCCUGAUAAAAGUAAAAAGAAGAAUGAGGAAUUGAGGAUGAAGAUGGCUGUAGAGUUGAUCUAAGCCGAGGUGUUUGCAAGCAAGGAGAGCAAGAGAAAGUGACUGCCCUGCUGAUUCGGCUAUUAGCUUACCACUACUCUCCGUCCGCCGGUCCAAUCCAGUCCAGUAAGUUGCUAACUCAACCAAAGGAAGUGGGACGGUCGACAUUCAAAGUCAAGGAGAGUGAAGAGUGGAGGAGAGGAGAGGAGAGUGUCGAUUGUUGACACGUAACCCAAAAUCUCGCCUUUCGGGGGGUUUUUAUUUCCCUUCUUUGAUUCAAUUAUAAAGGAUGAGAGUUGCAGUCGCAGUGGGAGUGUCAACACCACCGGUCGCAACCAUGAGGUCCUCCUGUACCAGAAGAAUCGUGGCGGUUUCUUACCGGUUCGUCUCAAUGCACAUGGCUGCGGCUCCUCUAUCUCGCACUCUGAGUACGGAGAGUGUUGCCGCCCGCCUCACGAGCGCUGGCCUCCUGCGCACCAAGGGCCUCAUCGGAGCCAAUUGGACUGAUGCUCGUGAUGGUAAAACCAUGCCUGUUUACAAUCCGUCGACCGGUGAAGUGAUCGCGGAUGUUCCAUUCAUGGGAAGCAAAGACACCGAAGAUGCUAUCUCCUCUGCCUACGAUGCCUUCCCCGCUUGGAGCAAGCUCACUGCCACUGAAAGGAGUCAACUUUUGCGCAAAUGGUACGACCUACUCAUGGCCAACAAAGAAGAGAUUGGGCAACUAAUUACCUUGGAGCAAGGCAAGCCUCUCAAAGAAGCCAUUGGCGAGGUCAAUUACGGAGCCAGUUUCAUCGAGUACUUUGCCGAGGAAGCUAAACGUAUAUACGGAGACAUUAUCCCACCAACACUUAAUGAUCGUCGCAUUCUAGUCCUUAAGCAGCCUAUUGGUGUUAUUGCAGCAAUUACUCCUUGGAACUUCCCUUUGGCUAUGAUUACUAGGAAGGUUGGUCCUGCUCUUGCUUGUGGCUGCACAGCAGUGAUUAAGCCUUCUGAACUUACACCUUUCACAGCCUUAGCAGCAGUUGAGCUGGCUCUUCAAGCUGGAAUUCCCCCGGGCGUUCUCAAUGUUGUUAUGGGAGAUGCUCCUGCUAUUGGAGAUGCGCUGAUGGCCAACACUCGGGUUAGAAAGAUCACGUUCACUGGGUCAACAGCUGUGGGAAAGAAGUUGAUGGCAGGUGCUGCUGGGACUGUCAAGAAGGUCUCCUUGGAACUUGGUGGCAAUGCGCCCUGUAUAAUAUUUGAUGAUGCAGACCUGGAUGUUGCUGUUAAAGGAACUCUUGGAUCAAAGUUCCGCAACAGUGGGCAAACGUGUGUUUGUGCGAAUAGAAUACUUGUACAAGAUGGCAUCUAUGAUAAAUUUGCUGCUGCUUUCUCCAAAGCCGUUCAGAUUUUGCAAGUUGGUGAUGGCUUUAGUGAAGGUGCAUCCCAGGGUCCACUGAUUAAUGAUGCUGCAAUAGAAAAGGUUACUCUCCUUUUGAUAUAUAUUGAAUUGAAGGGAGCAGACGUUCUUCUUGGUGGCAAAAGACAUAGCCUUGGGAGGACAUUCUAUGAACCAACUGUACUGGGAAAUAUCAGUAGUGACAUGAUUGUCUCAAGAGAGGAGGUAUUUGGACCAGUGGCCCCGCUGAUGCGGUUCAAAACAGAGGAGGAAGCUAUUAGCAUUGCUAAUGACACCAAUGCAGGAUUGGCUGCGUAUAUAUUCACAACAAAUGUUCAACGGUCAUGGCGUGUUACCGAAGCUCUCGAGUAUGGACUUGUUGGUGUUAAUGAAGGAGUAAUUUCGACAGAGGUUGCUCCAUUUGGAGGAGUGAAACAAUCUGGUCUUGGGCGGGAAGGUUCCAAGUAUGGGAUGGACGAAUAUCUGGAGAUGAAAUAUGUGUGCUUGGGAGAUAUGAACAGGAAAUGAUUGCAUUGCACCCACCACCCAUCAAAGGAAGGGAACAGUUGGAAUGUGGGUUGUGGAAGCAGCCAAUAUCAACCCAAAGGCAGCUUUGCAUUUUCAGGGUCAAGGUCCGGGAGAGUGAGAAACUGUAUGUUGUCUGAAGCUGAACCAGCCUUGUAAUUUGUCUUUUGAUAUUUUCUCUUUCUGGGUUGUCUUCCAAUGGAUGUGUGUAGGAUACAAUGAACACAAGUUUUGUUGGAGCCUGGAGGCCUUGGCCUCUGUGAAAUAAGUAGGACUAGGCAAACCUCUAUCUUCUUCUAGUCUUGACAGCCUCUUUUCCGAUUCCGAGUGAGGGAAAAACCCGGUACUCAAAACUUUGCGUUGGUUGGGUCACUUGGUUUCUUACUGCCGAGGUUUAUUGAAUGGGCUUGGGCUGCGGCUCGUUAAAUUGGGCUACGAUAUAUGCGCUUGCCUCCUCCGUUGGAGUGGGCCUGUAACCAUCACAUAUUUGAAUGGACCAACUGGUUUUUAUUUCAAGGCAGCUGAGCUAUUUUAUCCAACCCUAACUCAUCUCUUGC